This is a messenger RNA of Melampsora larici-populina 98AG31, 2137 nucleotides long. RefSeq lists its product as uncharacterized. Gene Ontology annotation, cellular component: cytosol. Gene Ontology annotation, biological process: 'de novo' IMP biosynthetic process. The record is from RefSeq and is a predicted model, not a curated record. Gene Ontology annotation, molecular function: IMP cyclohydrolase activity; phosphoribosylaminoimidazolecarboxamide formyltransferase activity. Bases 51 to 1934 code for a protein of 627 amino acids. NCBI's taxonomy places the organism in Eukaryota, Fungi, Basidiomycota, Pucciniomycetes, Pucciniales, Melampsoraceae. The transcript has 7 exons.
AAGCACAUUCACACUUUUUUUCACGAUCAUCAAAUUUUUCAAUAUCAACGAUGAGCACUCCAUCCAACGGUGAUAAACCCAUUGCCUUACUAUCGGUCUCGAAUAAAGAAGGCCUACUAGACAUCGCCAAGGGAUUACAUGCAUUUGGCGUCAAGCUGGUUGGAAGUGGAGGAACAGCCAAGGUCGUUCGGGAUAGUGGUUUACCAAUCAGCGAUGUGUCAGAGAUCACAGGGGCGCCCGAGAUGCUAGGUGGUCGGGUCAAAACCCUCCACCCUGUCGUUCACGGUGGUAUCUUGUCACGUCGUACUCCGAGCGAUUUGGCAGAUCUCGCCUCGCAAUCCAUCAAUCCCAUCAGCGUAGUGGUGUGCAACCUAUACCCAUUUACCAAAUGUAUCUCACGAGUUCCACCGCCCACGAUCGCCGAGGCUAUCGAAGAAGUUGAUAUCGGAGGUGUAACACUCUUGAGAGCAGCCGCGAAGAACCACGAACGCGUCUCUAUCCUUUGUGACCCAGCCGACUACGCCGGUUUUCUGCAGCAAUGCUCUGCAAACGGUCUUGGCGGUAUCAGCGAAAGUUUCCGUAACUCCUUGGCUGUGAAGGCUUUCUCUAUGACCGCCGCGUAUGAUGCUGCCAUCUCCUCUUAUUUCAGGAAACAGUACAACUCUGCCGAUUCUAUCCCGGUCGCAUCACUAGAUAUCAAGAAUGAACUUCGACAAAGGGCUCAGCAACUCACAUUGAGAUAUGGUGCCAACCCCCAUCAAUCACCUGCUCAGGCAUUUGUUGCGGAAGGAAAACUUCCAUUCUCGGUGUUGUCCGGUUCUCCCGGAUACAUCAAUCUUCUCGAUGCAUUGAACUCGUUUGCUUUGGUCCGAGAGCUUUCGGAAGCAUUCAAUCCACCUCUACCUGCUGCUGCGUCUUUCAAGCAUGUUUCACCUGCGGGUGUGGCGGUUGGCACUUCUGAACCUCUGACCGAUGUUGAAACUCGAGUCUUCGGUGUCGAAGGAAUUCGUGACAUGACGCCUCUUGCCAAGGCUUACGCCCGAGCCCGCGGAGCUGAUCGAAUGUCGUCAUUCGGCGACUUCUUAGCUCUGUCUCACACGUGCGACGUACCUACCGCGAAGAUUAUCUCGCGAGAGGUGUCUGAUGGUGUCGUUGCUCCCGGAUACGAACCAGAGGCCUUAGAGAUCUUACGAAAGAAGAAGGGAGGCAAAUAUUGCGUUUUACAGAUGGAUCCCACUUUCCAACCUGGUUUGACUGAAAGUCGUCAGGUAUAUGGUAUCACCCUAGAGCAGCGUCGAAACGACGUGAAAAUCACACCCGAUCUCUUCAGAAAUGUUGUCUCUCAAGCAACAGAGCUUCCUCCUUCUGCGAUCACCGACUUGAUCGUCGCUACUCUAUCACUCAAGUACACACAAUCCAACUCAGUGGCCUACGCAUUUCGUGGUGGAAUCGUCGGUUUAGGUGCCGGUCAACAGUCCAGGAUUCACUGCACUCGUCUUGCUGGUACCAAGGCUGACCUCUGGUGGUUGAGACAUCACCCCAAGGUCCUAGAUAUGAAAUUCAAGACGACCACCAAACGGGCUGACAAGGCGAAUGCUAUCGACCUUUAUGUCACUGACACCAUCUGGGAAGAUGAUGGAGAUGAGUCAGAGCCGAAGAGUACUGAACGACAAGAGUGGGAAGCCGUGUUUGACGAAAUCCCGGAACGAUUGACCAAAGAGGAGAAGAAAGCUUGGAUGAAGAAAUUGGAUGGAGUUGCAUUGGCCAGUGAUGCUUUCUUUCCCUUUACGGAUAAUGUAAGACGAGCUGCUAAAAGUGGAGUGAAGUAUGUGGCUGCUCCAGGUGGAAGUGUGAUGGAUGAAGCUGUCUUCAAAGCAGCAGAUGAGGCUAAUAUGGUCUACUGUAACACUGGUUUAAGACUUUUCCAUCAUUGAUGUAGGAAGUGUUUAUACUAAAUCCGGUCAGAAUCUCAUUAUACCGCAUCUGAGGAGUCGUUCCUGCAUGAAUGUAGAUAGUACCCAGAUAUGCUCAGUCAAAACUCAUUGCUCUUUUUGUUAGAUAUGUGCAUAACAAGUAGUAGUUCAUAUCAUUCCAAUUGUUUAUCUCACUUGCUCAAAAAUGUCACGUAUCAAUCUUG